Molecule: messenger RNA, 887 nt
Organism: Nicotiana attenuata
Lineage: Eukaryota; Viridiplantae; Streptophyta; Magnoliopsida; Solanales; Solanaceae
Exons: 2
Coding region: 109-609 (166 amino acids)
Source: RefSeq, a predicted model, not a curated record
UUAUCCAAUUCAUUUUGCAUUUCUGCUUUCUCUCUCUAACUGUUCUUCUUCUUCUCCAUUUCUCUUUCUUCUGUACGUCUCUUUUUCUCUCUCCUAGGGUUUGUAGCAAUGGCGCAAGAAGAAGCACAGAACGGAGGAGCUGAUCAGAAGGAAGCAACUAAGACCGCCGUCGCAGCGGUCACUUUCACGGCGGUGAAGCCACAGCUGUUCGUGGAGGCACCGAAGGCAAACGACGCCGUACAGUUCUACAAAGCUGCUUUCGGUGCUGAGGAAGUGACACGUGUCAACCAGAAAAGGAAGGCGGAGCAGGAGAUACCACUCCUCUCCUCCGUUGAGCUCAAGCUUGGUUCCUCUUCCUUCCUUGUCUCUGACCUUCCUGACGAUGACUCUUCUGCUCCUGUCAAGGCUGCUACUACUGGAUGUGUUUUCUGCUUGGAGACUGAGGAUGUGGAAGCUGCUGUAGCCAAAGCUGUCUCUGCUGGCGCUGUUUCUGAGGGCGAAAUAGCCGAAGGUGAUGGUGCUGCUUAUUGCGGUGGGCGUGUGGGAAAGUUGAAGGAUCCUUAUGGAAAUAUCUGGAUGAUUUGCUCUCCUGUGAAAAAAGCCGAGUAAAUGCAAUGCCCCAAAGUCCUUAAAUCGGUCUCUUUUGCCACUUACGCUGCUGCUUAGUCUUGUUCAGUACUACUUUUGCUUUAUGUCUUUAAUGAAAUCCGGUUUUCUAGGAGAAACUUUGAUAUAACUCUAGCUAGGUGUUAAUGGAGGGGUUCAGUUUGACAGUUUGGUAAAUUGUUGAUUUUGAACAUUGAACUUUUAUUUGUAGUUUAUCUGACAUCUUCCUUCUAGUAGAUGAUUUCUGCUUGUUACUGAUUAAUUACAGUAUUAUUGUUGGA